AAAGAAAAGGGAUCUUUUUCUGACCUGUGAAGAAACUAAAAACUGACUGAUAGAAUCUCCUUUCAAGAUUUCCCUGCGAAAAGGAAAGUGCAUUGAUGCCAACCGUAUAAGAAACGUGGCAUCCUGAAUAAACAAAGAGAAGAAAGUCAAGCACUCAAUCUGUAUUGCUAAUACUAACCCAAGGGUUAAAAUGGUGAGUGAAAGUCAUCAUGAGGCCCUGGCGGCACCGCCAGCUACCACGGUAGCAGCAGCCCCUCCGAGCAAUGUUACCGAGCCAGCCAGUCCGGGGGGAGGCGGUGGAAAAGAAGAUGCAUUUUCUAAGUUAAAAGAGAAGUUCAUGAAUGAGCUGAAUAAAAUUCCACUGCCACCUUGGGCCUUAAUAGCCAUAGCCAUAGUUGCAGUCCUAUUAAUUCUUACCUGCUGCUUUUGUCUCUGUAAGAAAUGCUUGUUCAAAAAGAAGAACAAGAAGAAGGGAAAGGAGAAGGGAGGGAAGAAUGCUAUUAACAUGAAAGACGUUAAAGAUUUAGGGAAGACCAUGAAAGACCAGGCUCUUAAGGAUGAUGACGCUGAGACUGGACUGACUGAUGGGGAAGAGAAAGAAGAACCCAAAGAAGUGGAGAAACUAGGGAAAAUCCAAUAUUCUUUGGAUUAUGACUUCCAGAAUAACCAGCUUUUGGUUGGGAUCAUUCAAGCAGCUGAGCUGCCUGCAUUAGAUAUGGGUGGUACCUCUGAUCCCUAUGUGAAAGUUUUCCUUCUGCCUGAUAAGAAGAAGAAAUACGAGACAAAAGUCCACAGAAAGACCCUUAAUCCUGUUUUCAAUGAGCAGUUUACAUUCAAGGUGCCAUACUCGGAGCUGGGUGGAAAAACUUUAGUGAUGGCAGUUUAUGACUUUGAUCGUUUCUCCAAACACGAUAUCAUUGGGGAAUAUAAAGUUGCGAUGAACACGGUGGACUUCGGGCAUGUGACGGAGGAGUGGAGGGACUUGCAAAGCGCUGAGAARGAAGAGCAAGAAAAACUGGGUGAUAUCUGCUUCUCCCUCCGUUACGUGCCUACUGCUGGCAAGCUGACUGUCGUCAUCCUAGAGGCCAAGAACCUGAAGAAGAUGGAUGUCGGAGGGCUAUCAGAUCCCUAUGUGAAAAUCCACCUGAUGCAGAAUGGCAAGAGGCUGAAGAAGAAAAAGACAACAAUUAAGAAGAACACUCUGAAUCCCUACUACAAUGAGUCGUUCAGCUUUGAAGUACCCUUCGAGCAAAUUCAGAAAGUGCAAAUAGUUGUGACUGUUUUGGACUAUGACAAGAUUGGCAAGAACGAUGCCAUCGGCAAGGUGUUUGUGGGCUACAACAGCACCGGCGCGGAGCUGCGGCACUGGUCGGACAUGCUGGCCAACCCGCGGCGGCCCAUCGCGCAGUGGCACACCUUGCAGCCCGAGGAGGAGGUCGACGCCAUGCUGGCCGUCAAGAAGUAAAUGCAGUCCAAUUUCAGUUACACACACACACACACACACACACACAAGAAGAAGAAGAAGAAGAAGAAGAAAUAAGAAGAAGCCUUUCUGCAUUUGCCCACAUAGUGCUCUUUAGCCAGUAUCUGUAAAUACCUCAGUAAUAUGGGUCCUUUCAUUUCCAGCCAUGUGUUCCUGACACGGAUCGGUUGUUACUUUUAAAACCCUGUUUUAAUUUGCACAACUUUAAAUGUAGAGAGCCCUCCAAGGGCGCUUCAUUUCACCACUGCCCCCCGCCCCCCAGAUCUACUCUUCUUUUAAGCAAUAUGAUGUGUAGAUAGAGCAUGACAGAAAUUAUUUAUUGUAUCACACAGUUGUAUAUAUACACCAGUAUGCUGAGAAUUUAUUUCUAGUUUGUGUAUUUGUAUGUUGUAAGCGUUUCCUAAUCUGUGUAUAUCUAGAUGUUUUUAAUAAGAUGUUCUAUUUUAAAUUAUGUAAAUUGACUGAGAUAUAGGAGAGCUGAUAAUAUAUUAUAGGGUAACUAUUGUAUCGUCUGCAUUCCAGAAAAAAAAAAAAAAACAACUUGUAAGGCACUAGUAGUGUAACACUGACAUCUUAAAGGACAACUUAAAUCUGAGCUUUCAACUGAACCAUCCUAAUAACAGGCACCGUGUCCGCAGUGAAUCUUGGAGGGGCAGAUCCCACUUGGUAGACUGGUUUCCCGGGCACCUUAGUGUGAUCUGAGCAGCUCCGGGGCUGACCUCGAGGAGCCAGGAGAGCGGUUCUUUUCCUGUAAAUAUAUUCCAAAGCGAACACACAACAGGCGGGAAUGGCUUUAGAUAGAAAGUCUGAGGAAGCAGCUCCGGAGGAGGCAGCAGCUCCAUGGGCGUCCCGAAGGGGCCGCGUGUGGGGUGUGCAGGGCUGGGGGGCGGCCCAGGGGGCAGGUUCUGCAGUGGGGCCCUGCUGCCCUCAAGCCAAGCGUCGCUCUCCGUUAUCAAUCACCUUUAUACAAAAUUUGCAUACUGUGAAUUCCAUCCGCGAUUUCACCCGAUAAUGAGUUUGCACAUUAGACUUUGUAACGAAAUAUUUUAUUAUACUAACUCAGACUAAGAAAGGAAUGCAGAAUAUUUUUUAGACAUAGCAGUGUGAGUUUAUUAUACGAAAUAGUUUCAUGGUAAACAGACAGUAUUGUAAUCCCAUCAGAAGAUGACAAAAUUUAGCCAUAGUUCUAAAUGCACUUCAAAGUAAGCCAAAAGAGAACAGCUAGUGACCUUUUAUAUACUAUUUAUACUUAAGUUUUAAUUUGUCCUUUAAAAAAAAAAGUGAAAACAAACAAAGAACAAGUUCUAGAAAACUGAAGCAACCUCUUCUGUAUACUAGAUGCUCGUUUCAGGAGGAGUUUUUAAAUGUUUUCAAUGUUAUUAUGUAGUAAAUGGCACUAUUAUGAAGCUAUUAGUCAUUCCAUAAGAGUCUUGAAAGACUGCUCUGUGUAUCACUGUGACUGCCGUGUGUGCUUAGAAAUGUAGUUUUCUCAGUGGAUAGCAAUCAAUUUAUUCCGUAGUGAUAUUGUAAGAAUACUGCCAUUCCCUUCUACUGCACUGCCGAAGGAGCGCAUGGCCCACGCCGUUCUAGCUACCGCGGACCAAUUCCGAACUGCUGAGCCAUGCAGGGGACAAGGAUGUUAUAGAGACUGGGUUGACCACGCAGCAUUUUGUCAAGCCCUGUGCAAUAUUUCCCAUUUCCAACGCCCUUCCCCAGCCCUCUCUCCUGUAGACAGUCACCUUACGGCUAGACGGCACCGCUGCUCGUAGCGUCCCCCCCGAGUCAUGUAGGGCAUCGCUUCCAUCUUACGUAGCAUCCUGUGAGGCCCCCUGUUUAUCUUCCCAAGCUGUGAAUAUCUUUAUAAUGCUUUGAAGAUUCAUUGUUCUCAGCACCACAAGCUACCCCAGAAAUGUGGAACUGCUAUACCUUUUGGAGGGAGGCAUGAGAUGCUAUUUAUCAUCUUAGCAAUGGUGUCUAAAACAAAUUAUUAGGAAGAGGAAGAAGAAAACAAAACAAAAAAAAAAAAGAUGGAUGUGAUCGCUUAAUUCUGUACUGAAAGCUAAAUUCUGCAACCUCCAGCUCUGAGGGGUCAGUGGGAUGGCCAACACCAACAGUGUCAGUACCUUGAGGUAAAGGAAGCAGCAAAGAAAGGGGAGGAGAAUUAAAAAUAAAUAAAUAAAUAAAAAAGAACAGAAUUGCUCCCCACCUCCAAGAGUAAGAAUAGCAAGACACAUUUUUUCUAUUUUUUUACAUGAAACAUGGAAAAAACACAAGUGAGACAUUUUCCGAUCUAAACAGGCGCAUACAUGCAAAAGCAUCAAGCUGGAAUACUUUAAAAAAUCUUAACCUUAAGGACCAAAGCCCACCAAAGAGCAGAAGAGCUAGCCAGACAGAUUCCCAGCGUGAGAGCAGCCAUUCAGCUCCAUGAAACCAACCUGUAAGUUGCUCMUUCAGGAUAGCCGCGGGCUCGAGCUGCCAGCGCCGGUGCAUUGUGCUAGGGUAAUUCGCAACGCUUUCUCUUCCUACACUGCCAGACUGAAUGUCACCACAGAAUUCGGUUGUAAAGUGCUGUGAUUCGCAGACACUGAACCUGCUCGAUGACCAAGAUGACAUUUUCAUCCUCAAAGAAGCCACAUGUACCUUUCUGACAAAGCUGUGUGAAGUAUUAGAAUCUGAUGCUGUAGAAAGAUCCUAGUUGCCUUUGUGUAUAUUUACUGCCUGCUUGAGUGUUUCUCUGUGUGGGUUUUCUCUGUAUCUUGUAGAAAUGUUUGGGGUGUUUUAUCCUGCCAUACUCGCUCGUGGCCCACGA
This is a messenger RNA of Nothoprocta perdicaria, 4292 nucleotides long. It is a transcript of the gene SYT1, whose product is annotated as synaptotagmin 1. Bases 191 to 1465 code for a protein of 424 amino acids. Gene Ontology annotation, cellular component: dense core granule; axon; synaptic vesicle membrane. Gene Ontology annotation, molecular function: calcium ion binding; clathrin binding; calcium-dependent phospholipid binding. Lineage: Eukaryota; Metazoa; Chordata; Aves; Tinamiformes; Tinamidae. The transcript is spliced from 10 exons. The record is from RefSeq and is a predicted model, not a curated record. Gene Ontology annotation, biological process: calcium ion-regulated exocytosis of neurotransmitter; synaptic vesicle endocytosis; regulation of calcium ion-dependent exocytosis.